Molecule: messenger RNA, 2523 nt
Organism: Astyanax mexicanus (Mexican tetra)
Lineage: Eukaryota; Metazoa; Chordata; Actinopteri; Characiformes; Acestrorhamphidae
Product: GTPase IMAP family member 8-like
Exons: 3
Coding region: 64-2121 (685 amino acids)
Molecular function (GO): GTP binding
Source: RefSeq, a predicted model, not a curated record
UUUAGACAAGGCCAGCAUUAUAUAUCCGGAAAAGGGUUUGAGAAAAGGAUUUGAAGUCUAAAAAUGGCAGCAUUCAUUCCCCCAGGGUCAGAUGAUCUAAGGAUAGUCAUUCUGGGUAAUGCAAAAGUUGGAAAGAGUGCUACAGCUAAUGUUGUAUUAGGACGAGAGACAUUCAGAGAGACUGAAACUACAGAGUGUGAGCUCCAGAGAGGAAGAGUGGACGACAGGAACGUCUCCAUCAUCGACACUCCAGGAAUCAACAGCGCCACCCUCAGUUCAGAACAGCUGAAGACUGAAAUGAGGAGAUUAUUCUCUCUGUCUGAUCCUGGUCCUCAUGUGUUCCUGCUGCUGAUCAGAGUCGGGAACUUUACAGAAGAGGAGAGGAACACUGUGGAGUGGAUUCAGGAGAACUUUGGAGAAGAAGCUCUGAACUUCACCAUGCUGCUCUUCACUGGGAAAGAAGACCUGACCAGCAGCCAAUGGCUGAACUUUUCUCAGGAUGUGAAGAAGUCUGAAUUUGUGAAAAAGUUUGGGUUGGGUUAUUUUGGGAUAAACAGCAAAAGAGAGGUCAAUCCAGCUCAGAUCAGCAAGCUUCUGGAGAAGAUCGAGACCAGAAUCCAGCAGAACGUGGGUCAGUAUUACUCUAAAGAGAUGUACGAGGAAUUCCAGAAGAAGAUACUGGAAGAGAUAGAAGAGGAGACGAGAAAAAAGGACAAAGAGAGAAAAAGACAGGAAGAAGAGGAAGAUCAAAAGUUGAAAAUGAGCAUCAAAGAGAAAGAGAAGGAAAAAGAGAAGGAGAAACUUCAUCGAAAGAAUACAGAACCGAUAUUAUGGACUUCAGUAAGAGAUAAUAAAAGUCCAAUCACUUCAAACCCUCAGGAUGUCGUAAGAAGAAGAAGACACACUAUAGAAAACGAAGGCCAGCGUUACUCUAAAGAGAUGUACGAGGAACUCCAGAAGAGGUUACUAAAAGAGUUUGAAGAAGAGAAGAGAAAAAAAGACGAAGAGAGAAAAAGACAGAAAGAAGAGGAAGAUCAAAAGUUUAAAAUGAGCAUCAAAGAGAUGGAGAAAGAGAAGGAGAAACUUAAUCGAAAGAAUACAGAACCGAUAUUAUGGACUUCAGUAAGAGAUGAAAGUCCAAUCACUUCAAACCCUCAGGAUCCAAUAAGAAGAAGACACACUAUAGAUAUGAUACCAGAACAGAGCUGUCCUCAGAUGAGGACUGAAGAUCACCAGCCCAGAACCCAACUAGAGGCUGAAAUGAUCAGAAAUCCAUGGGGGGAAUCAGUUCAAAUGGAAAGAUUGUCUAUAAAUGAAGAUUUAAGGAGACAAAGCGAAAAGAAGAAGAAGGAACAAGAAAAAUGGGAAAAGAAAGGAGCAACAGGUGGAGUGAUACCUGAUCCAGAUCGUCACAUCAGGAUUGUUCUGCUGGGUACAGCUAGAUCUGGAAAAAGCGAAACAGGGAAUACCAUCCUGGGUCAAACAGCAUUUGGGAAGAACAUCAACAUCAACUCUAGAGCCAAGUGCAGAAAACAUGAUGGAUGGGUGGAGAAUAAGAGAGUAACUGUGAUUGACACUAAAGGAAUCUCCCAUGGGGCGGAUAUUUCAUCGUAUAAAACACUAUUUGAAGAGAGUCUUUCUAUGUCCAGCCCUGGUCCUCACGUCUUCCUGCUCGUCAUACAUUCUCCCACAAUGUUAAAUAACACCAUGUUCCCCUUAAUUAACAGCUUAGGUCCGGAGUUUUUGAAACGAGCUCUGGUCCUGCUCACUUAUGGGGAUAUAUGGGGAUCAGACCACAGACGAGUGCUGAAUCUUAACCUGGAACUAAAGCGACUGGUGAAUCGCUGUGGAGGAGAUUUUCAGAUCUUCAAUAAUGAGAAUAAAGAAGAUCGGACUCAAGUUUCAGAGCUGCUGGAGAAGAUACAGAUCCUGGUGCAGAAGAAUGGAGGACGGCACUACACUAAUGAGAUGUAUCUGGAGGCCCAGAGAAAGAUGUUAGAAGGACGGGUGGGAGAUUUGGAGGAGAGGGUGGAUGUGUUGGCGAGGGAGAAUGAACAGCUCUCCACGUUUAUACUGCAGUCCCAGAGGAAGAACAGCGAAAAUGGGUGUUGUUUAUUGUAAUUGAAGCCUGUUUUGAGUAAUUGCAAUGGCAACAGACUAUUAGAUUUAAGCAGGCAUUUGACAGACUUCUCAUCGACCAAUCAUGAUGAAACUAAAUGAUAUGUAAAGAAAGGGACUUUGUAAUAAUCUACCAAAUUUCAAACAAUUUGGUCCCUAGGGGACGCUGUUGAAGUAAAUCAUGUAUAUGGAUGUAUUGUCUAAGCAGAAUGAACAGCACUGCACUGUAAUACAGCAUUCCCAAAAGAAGAGUAGCAAACAAGAUGGGUGUUGUUUAUUGUAAACUGCAUUUUCUGUUCAGCUGAAAAAAGAAAAUUCUCUUAAAAUGCAGUACAGGUCAUAGUUUGGACAUGGACACUUCUUAUUCAGUGUUUUUUUUUUUUUUUUUCAGGACUCUUUUGAGUA